This is a messenger RNA of Choloepus didactylus (southern two-toed sloth), 2769 nucleotides long. Its product is annotated as zinc finger protein 596-like. Gene Ontology annotation, biological process: negative regulation of transcription by RNA polymerase II; regulation of cytokine production; regulation of immune system process. The transcript has a single exon. The record is from RefSeq and is a predicted model, not a curated record. Bases 1 to 1944 code for a protein of 647 amino acids. NCBI's taxonomy places the organism in Eukaryota, Metazoa, Chordata, Mammalia, Pilosa, Megalonychidae.
AUGGCUUUCAAAGAUAUAGCCGUAGACUUCACCCAGGAAGAGUGGACAUUGCUAGACUCGUCCCAGAGAAAGCUGUUCAGAGAAGUGAUGCUGGAGAAUAUCAACCAUCUGGUCUCAGUCGGACUCUCCGAUCUCUCUUUGACCUUGUUCAUGGGAGCAAUAGUAGAAGGAAUUCAGGUCUGCAAAUUGGAUGUGCUUUCCCAGUUGUCACAAGGAAAGAAAGUUUGGAGAGAAGGAAUAGGACUUACCCAAAACCAUUGUCCAGGCAAGAAAAGUCCAUGUAAAAAGCAAAAAAUGACAGUUUUGCACCUUACCUGUAGGAAAGACCAUUCUGACAUGUCAUCGCAGAUAUCUCACACUCAACAGAAUUCUUUUCAGUAUAAUCAUUUGCUGGAAGAUUCCACUCUCAGAUCCACAGUGACUAAGCAUGCAUUAAUUCCCAUGGGAAAGAAACCAUUUUUAUGGAAACCGCUUGGAAAAGUCCUUAGUGACCAUUCGUCUUUUAAUCAACAUAAGCAGAUUCACAAUACAAGUAAAUCAUAUGAAUGCCAUCGAAGUUCUAAAACCUGUAUUGAAAGCUCUGGCCACAGACAAUUCAGUCGAACUCAAAUUGGAAAUAAGCCAUGUGAAUGUACUCUAUUUAGGAAAACUUUUCACCUUAGACAACAUGAGAAAAUUCGGACUGGAGGGAAGCUCUGUGAAUGUCCUUUAUGUGGAAAAGCCUUCAGUCAAUCUAACCUUCAAGAGUAUGAGAGAGCUCACACUGGAGAAAAACACUAUGAAAGCCAUCUAUGUGGGAAAGCCUUCAGUAAUCAUUCUAAUCUUAAACAACAUGAGAUAACACACACUGGAGAAAAAUGCUAUGAAUGCUAUACAUGUGGGAAAGCCUUUCAUUAUAGGUCUGCCCUCAGAGCACAUGACAGAACUCACACUGGAGAGAAACUCCAUGAAUGUUAUCUAUGUGGAAAAGCCUUCACACAACGUUCUUAUCUUAGACACCAUGAGAGAACACACAGUGGUGAGAAACCUUAUGCAUGUCAUAUAUGUGGGAAAGCCUUCCGUCAUUGUUCUACCCUCAGACAACAUGAGAGAACGCACACUGGAGAGAAACCCUAUGAAUGCAAUACCUGUGGGAAAGUUUUUAAGUAUUCUCUUUCCCUCAUGCUACAUGAGAGAAAUCACACCGGAGAGAAACCCUAUGAAUGCCAUACAUGUGGGAAAACCUUCCCUCGUAGUUCUACCCUUAGACAACAUGAGAGAAUUCACACUGGAGAGAAACCCUAUGAAUGCAACACAUGUGGGAAAGUCUUCAUUCGUUCUUAUUCCCUCAUGCAACAUGAGAGAACUCACACUGGAGAGAAACCCUAUGAAUGUAACACAUGUGGGAAAGGCUUCAUUCGUUCUUAUUCCCUCAUGCAACAUGAGAGAACUCACACUGGAGAGAAACCCUAUGAAUGCUGUACAUGUGGAAAAGCUUUCACCCGUUCUUCUCGCCUCAGAAUACAUGAGAGAACUCACACUGGAGAGAAACCCUAUAAAUGCCAUACAUGUGGAAAAGCUUUCAAAUGUUCUUAUGCCCUCCGAGUACAUGAGAGAACUCACACAAGAGAGAAACCCUUUGAAUGCUAUACAUGUGGAAAAGCUUUCACCCGUUCUUCUCACCUCAGAAUACAUGAGAGGACUCACACUGGAGAGAAACCCUAUAAAUGCCAUACAUGUGGAAAAGCUUUCAAAUGUUUUUCUGCCCUCAGACUACAUGAAAGAUCUCACACUGGAGAGAAACCCUAUGAAUGCCAUCUAUGUGGGAAAACUUUCAGGCAGUCUGGUACUCUUAGAGAACAUAAGAAAACACACUGUGGCAAGAAACCCUAUGCAUGCCAUACCUGUGGUAAGGCCUUCAGAUAUACUUCUUCCCUCAGAAGACAUGAGAGAACUCAUACUUAAGAGUAUCCCAAUGAAUGUCAUCUGUGGGAAAAACUUCAGGCAACCUUCUCGUCUUAGAGUGCAUGAGAGAACACACAAUGGCAAGAAACCCUAUGCUUGCCAUGUGUGUUACCCUUCAGUCAUUAUUCUCAACUUAGACAAGAUCAGAGAGUAUACACAGGAUAGAAACUUUACAAAUGCCAUAUAUGUGGAAAAGGCUUCAUUUAUUCUUCAGACCACAUGGGAGAACUCACAGUGUCAUGUAACCCCAUGAAUGUCAUCUAUGUGGAAAAUCUUUUCUUGUAGUUCUUCCCUCAGAAAACAUGAAAGAAUGCACAGUGGACAAAAGCCAUAAGAAUGCCAUCUUAAUUUUUCUCUUAUACAACAUGAAGCUAAUCAAAUUUGAGAGAAACCUUGUGAAUGUCAUCAAUGUGGGAAAGUCUUCAAUGCUUUGACCUAGAUGAAAUGAGAGUUCUCACACUACGUGUUUUGAAUAUGCAAGAGAUUUGAAUCAUAGCUUCAAAUUUUAGACACACUAGAGAACUGACAUACUGAAGAAACAGUAUGUUCAUAAUCAGUAUGAUACCUUUUGUUAUCAGUCGUAUUUCAUUUAACAUAAUUCAUACAGGAGAGAAUCUGUAUGAAUGCCACCAAUGUAGAAAAGCCCUUAGUAGAUGGUCUGAUGUUAUAUCGUAUGAGAGGACUCAGAACAUAAAUCUAAUGGAAAUGAAGAUUCCUAAUGGACUACUCUUAUAUGCAAGGCAGAGAAAUUACAUGUGAAAAAUUCUCUCUGUAUUCAAUGUGGGAGUGCCCUAAUUUGUAAUUCAUCCUUUCAAUAAAAUAAGU